Molecule: messenger RNA, 7440 nt
Organism: Chiloscyllium plagiosum (whitespotted bambooshark)
Lineage: Eukaryota; Metazoa; Chordata; Chondrichthyes; Orectolobiformes; Hemiscylliidae
Source: RefSeq, a predicted model, not a curated record
AUGGCUGCUGAAGGCAUAGCUGCAAAUAGUGGAAAAGAAAUGGAAAUUUUUAGAAUUGGAGAUGUUGAAAGAUUUCAAAGGCUUCGAAAUUUGGAUGAGCGAGCCCUGACCAAAACAGAGGACCUACGACAGGUGAAAGUUCUGGAGAUGUGCGUAGACACACAGGAUAACAGUCUUGGAAAUUUUGGUACUCAUUUGCCCAGUUUGGUUCAACUGAAGCUGAAUAGCAGUUUCAUCGCAUCGGUAAGGGAUCUUGGGACAUCAUUAACAAAACUGCAGGUGCUCUGGAUGGCUCGCUGUGGCCUUAAAGACUUGGAUGGAAUUCCUUCCUUCUGUUCAUUAAAGGAACUAUAUGUGGCAUAUAACAGUAUUUCAGAUGUCAGCCCGGUGAGCAUGUUGGAACACCUUGAAGUACUAGACCUGGAAGGGAACAACAUUGAUGAUAUUGUACAAAUCCACUAUGUAGCUCUGUGCAGCAAGCUGAACACACUCACACUGGAGGGGAACCCAUUUUGCUCACGACAAAAUCCAGGGAUCCCUGAGGAUUCAAAUUCUAACUACAGGGAGACGGUUAAAAAGUUAAUCCCACACUUGAAGUAUUUGGACGACAUUCCUGUGAGUGAGACCUGCAUUCAGUCUAACUGUACCAUCAAUAAGGAUUGGCUUAUUGUGAAGGAAGCCAUUAAGGAUGGCAUCUCAGCUGAGGACCUUGAAAAUUUAGAUGACAGUAUUACCAUUGGGAGACCAGCUUCACGAAAGCACCAAAGUUGUACAUCUCAAAAGUUGUCAGUUUCUCAGAGGCCUCACAGCGCUGGAAGACUCUCCACAGGAUCUUCUGUUGGCAUCUUACGAACAGGAAUUCCUGAUAGCAGGCUUUAUGAUGAUGCAAGUGACCUAACACAUGGUGCCAGCAGCAUAUUUUGUGGAAAUCCUGUCACAGCUCUUCGAGCCCGGAGGAAGAAGCAAGGUGUAUCAAGUGAUAGAGCAGGGAACUGGUUUAGUCCGUAUACACACUUGCCAGAACAUACCUAUGAUUCACUAGAAAUCGAUAGCAGAACCCGAGAUGAUAUUUUUGCGGAGCUGAGAGCUUGGCGGAACGAACACAGUAGGCGCCUUGAAGCUAUUUUGAAGGAACAAGAACCACAAGUGUUGAAGAUUGAUCAUAAUGAUAAUGAUGUCCUGAGCAUUCAUUCAGGUGAUGAGGAGAAGAAGGAUAACUGCUGUGAUGAAUGGACUGGCUCUGUUUCACAAGAAACUGCAUGCUUGUCGCCUUUAGUCACUUCAUCCCCAAAUUUUUCUUCCGAUAUGGAAAGCUUGCUAGUUGCAGACUUUAAUCGAACGUUGUCUCCCGUUCCUCCUUCCCCUCAAGAAGUAUCUGCAAGAUCACAGAAAGUACUUGACUUUAGGGUUAGACGUUUAAGAAGGUCUGUCCAGGUCAAAAGUGAAUCAUUGCAAGAAAGAAAUGAGGACUCUGCUGUGUUUGAUGAAGACAAAGAAGCUGUAUAUUCACAUGAAGUUAAAUCAAGAAGUAAGCUUGAAGACAGGAUGUCUACAUACGCUGCGAUCAAGAGCCUAAGACCAGUUUCUGGACCAGCUACAGUCGGAUUAAGAAGUGUGAAGCCAAGUGUUGAUAAAAGGCCUCAAAAAAUUAUUGACAGUCAUCAGCCAAUAAUUCGUUCAUCUACAAAAACACCUGAAAGGCCUCUCUCCCUGAACCCUAUGCGACCUCUGACUGCUAAGGCCGCACUGCAGCGAUUGCCAAACAGACCAUUGCUUCUGCCCAGCAGAGGAAACAAGACAACAAGCUGAUGGUUACAGGUAUAAACAGACUGUUCCGUGUACCUGAAAGAGCAUUGAAAUGUUUGGGUCAUUUUUAAUGGAGCACAUCAAUCUUUUGUGUAGAACGUUCAAUGCAAAAAUUAUGCCGUAGAGCUUUAUAGCCCUGGGAUAAAAAUUGAAUUUCAUGAUAACUUCAGUCUCCUUCUCAAGUUUCCUUACCCUCCAAUUAUCCUUAAACUACUAUAUCCUUUUAGAUUCUUCUACCAAUAUGCACAGCUACCUCACUGUUUUGAUAUUUCCCUUGGCUUCGAUCACUAACAUUUAAGGCCUGACCCAAACCUAGUAUUCUUCAAUUGUCACAUCUCCAUACAUCUUUGAACCCCAUGACAUUGUGUGAUCACUGAGAGGGGGAAAUAAAACUCCUUUCCCCUCCACACCUAAAUCACUUGCAUUUAAAUUUCUGCUUAUCCUUUUUAUUUUCUGUUCACUAAAAUACCUCUACAGAUCCUCAAUCAGUACCAGAACUGGCUUAACCUUCAUUAUGAGACCAUGCUGAACUGCAUCAAGCUUUGCCAACUUGCUAGGUCUAUACUGAAGUGCUAAAAUGAUCUUUGACUUUUCCUCAUCCAGCCCACAAAACUAGGCCCAGCCCUAAACUCCCAUUUGUCCUAGAUUUAUUUCUCCAUCUCCCUCAUGCCCUUGCUAAGCUCAUCACAGCCAUGUGCCCUACCUCUGAUUUCCUUCAUGCCUAUUAAACUUUUGAAUAUCCAAUUUCCCCUUCUGGGUUCCAUGCUAAACAAUUUCAGUUGUUCAGACCACUAUUCUUCUGCAUUUCAAAAGCAACAUCAUCCUUAACAGACCCACCCAGCCUGUAGCCCCAGUUUACCCUCCUCUUUUUGAUGUUCAUGGUGUCCUGUGGUGACUAUGUAUAUAGUUCUACCGCCCAUCAUCUCCAGUCUAGUGCCCCAGUGCUGCCAGAUUGCUUGCCUAAUUACCAGGUUUUGGAAGACUUUAUUAUUCAUUCAAGGGGUCUGGAUUUUGCUGGCUAUGCCAACAUUUAUUGUCCUUCGAUUAUUGCCCUGGAGAAGUGGUGAUGACAUAUUUCCUUUAACAUAAAAUUGUGAAGUUGAAAUCCCUCACCUUCACUCCCAGAACAAGUUCCAUUUGUCUACUAGACCACUGCCUCAGGCUGAAUCAUAUUGUUUGCACCCUUAAAAUCCUGCUCAACUCCGAGCUCAAAUUCCAAGCCAAUAUCCUUAUCAAAGAAGUUGUUUAUUUCUAACAGUGUGAUUUUACCUGCUUCUAUUUCUACCUCAGCUAAUCUGUUGUUGAACCCUUCUCUGUGUAUUUGUGACCUCCAGACUCAACUACUAACUGUUUUCCUAAUCUACCUUCUAUCGUCCACCCUCUGUAAAUAUAAAUUCAUCCAAAUAUCCCAUUCAUCUAUCAUUCAAACCCACUGUCCUUGCUUAUUUAAUUAAUUUAAAAUUCUCAAUCUUGCUUCAUGUUUCAUGGUCCCUUCCCUCACCUCUCCCUAUCUCUCUUUUAUUACAGUCCUAUAAUGCCCUCCCCAAUUCCAAACUCUAUUUUUUCACAGCUCCAUCUGUCUCCAGCAUUACAAUGAUGCCCUCAGUUAAGUACCCUCUGGAAUUUUCUUUCUAAACGUCUCCUGCUUUCUCACACUUUAAAGGCACUCUUCAAUUCCAGUUCUCUGACCAAACUUUGAGUCAAGUCUAAUAUCUCUUUCCUAGGUUCAGAAUCCAUUUUUAUUGUCCUUACACCUUGUGAAUUGUCUCAGGAUUGUGUUUACAUUAAAGGUGCUAGAUAAAUGAAUGUUUUCGAUGUUAUGUUGCAUUUGGCAACAGAUAAGCUGUAUUACAAAUUGUAAAAGAGGUUCGAGAAAGGUUUCUAAAGAAUCAUGCCUCGUACUAUUUUUAAAUCUCUUUAAUCUGUUUAUGUUGUACAAAACAAAGCACAGAUAUUCCAACAAAAUGUAACUGUGUAGAACAGUGCCUGGAAUUGAUUGAAACCCCUUCUGAAAAGUCAUGGUGACAAGUGUUAGUUUGCUUAUUUCAUACAAGGUACUUUGUUCCAAAUGGAAAGUCAGAGUUAACAAUGUCUAAAAGCAGAAUGGUGUACAUCUGGAAAUGUGGAAAAGACCCAGCAAUAAAAAAAACCUGACACCAGGACAGUCAGAAUCUCUGGAGAAAACAGAUGACCCUCAGUUUCAAGUACUGAAUCUUUUGUCCAAAGCUCCCUUUAUUUUCUUCCAAAGAAAUAUAUAUGAUGUACUAUAAACUGUCUGUCCUUUCUGUGGAUGUUAAUUGACCUGCUGUGUCUUUGGUUUUGUUGAGAAAAACAGAACUGGAGAGCAGAAAGUGAAAAAUCAGAGGAGAUUCUGCAGAUGAUCUGUCUUACACAGUCAUAGAUUCCUUAAAUUGUCUAUCUACAGCCUGCAUAGUCCAUUCUACAUGUUCAUUACCCUGACAGACCACACACGCUAAUGUUAAGAAUUUAGAUUAAAGAUGGCUGUACUGCAUCACUCUUCAAAACUGGAACCUACGUCCUAUGUUCCAGUCUGUGGCAAUCUCAAGAUAUAUUGUCUGCAUUGAAAUCUUAUUAGUUCAUUGGAUUUGAAAAUAAUUCAUGAAGUAUCAGGAAAACAAAGUCAUCAGGAUUUAGCUUAAUGUUGAAUCACCCAUGUCACAAACUGAAUUGUUUUCAAGUAUCAUACUAUUUCAGAGUUAUCACAUUUAUUAUCUUAGAUUAAUAUACAGAUAUUAACAAUUAAGAUAAUGUACCUUUUCUGUCAGUACCUGUGGGGUUAAUUGUUGCCAUUAUACUUCCAGAAAAUCAAAUGACUCACCCCAUCACUUGGGAAAUCAUAUGCUGUACACUCAUAUAUGGAUCCAGGAUUUAAUCAUUGUUCCAGUAUUCCAUUCUGCUCAACUAAAGUAAUGAGAAAAAAAAUCCUUUUGCAUCAUUUAUGAUAAAGGAAAAGCACAUAACCAUUUUGAACAGAAAUUGGAUUUGCAGAGAGCUUAAUUCAUCAGUGUUUAAGAUAAAUUGCAGCAGCCAGUUCACCCAUCAGUCAUGGCUCCUGUCUCUAGAUGCCAUUUUAAAUUCUCAUCCUCGUUUUCAAAUCCUCUCAUAUCCUCAUUCCUAUCUAUAUCUAUAAACUCUACCAACUCUACAACACUCCAAAAUAUCUAUGUUCUGAUCUCUUGUGCAUCUCUGAUUUCCAUAAAUUCAUCAGCCAUGAUAUCAUCUGCUUGGGCCUUUAGGUCUGAAAUGCCUUCUGUAAAUAUCUUGCACCUUUACUUCUCCUUUAAAAUGAUCCUUAAAACUUGCAACUCAAGUUUCUGAUUUUGUGAUAUCUCUUAAGUGGCUCGAUGUCAUUUUUUUGACAUGUUAAGCAUCUGGGGGAUAUUACUAUGUUAAAGAUGCUAUCCAAAUGCAAGUUGUUCUUCACAUUUCUUUGCCACAUUGUUGAAGUAAGUGUUCUGCAUACUGAACUGUGGUGGACUCUAUUUUGUAGAGCUUAUUACUGUCUGUUCUUGAUGUGAUGCUGCUUUUGUUUACUUUGUAGCAGUUCUGGAAAAUGAGGUCCAAUUUGUGCUUCGUUGUAAUGAAAACCUUUUAAUUAUGACUCUUGAGCACGGGAAAAGAAGAAACACUUUGUACCACACUUGUCUUGCUAGUUUCAAUUCUGGUUGUGGAGGUGAAAAGGAUGGGUAAGCCAGUCACAUACAUGCCUGUAUUGUUGUAUACCUACACAGAGUUAACAUAUAUUACUGUUUAAAUGGUUUGCUGUUGCAGGUCUUUAUAAACCAACAAAUAUACAGUCGCAUUACCCGACUUACUGUACAUGUUAACUGCAUUUUCCGAGGAAGAUUUAAUGGUGAACAUUUUAAAUUGCUGUCAUUUUAGGUGUUAAUCAGUUAUGACAAAAGUAAUUAAAGUGACGAGACUUGAAAGCAGACCAGUUACACAAUUAGUUGCACAUUUCCUGUGAAUGUUUCUUGUGGUUUUCUUAAGGAAUUACAUCAGAAUAGUAUAAGCUAAAAUUAACCUCUUGUAUCCCCCAUCCCAAGAAACAUGCACAUAUAAAAUGCCUAUGUGUGUACAACUUAUUCAGACAUAUAUUUAAAUCCCAUGCAUUCACACACAUUUGCACAAAAUAUUCAAUCACACAUUAAGUAAAUGCUUGCAAUCCCCAUCCUAGGCUUCCAAGCAACAAACACAAGGUUAAAUAUUCAUACAUGCACAAAUGUACAUAGACCAAAGUUCAUGUGAUGUUUUGCUUUUGUUUCACAAAAUGUGGCCAUAUGAAGUUCCCACACAUGAUAAUAGUACGUGGCUAGGUGCAUGUUACAUCCUCUAUUAAGGUUGUGCUCACUUUAGAAAUGAAUAUAAUUUACACUUCAAAGCCCAGGAAGAGCUGUAAUAUUGUUAAUGUGAAUUAACAAGCAGCCUGUGACAUUCAAGUUAAAGCAGCUUUUUGUGUAGCAUGCUUCGGAUCAAUAGUUCAUGCAAAUGGAAGAGAAUAGUGAAAACAAAAACACAGUAAAUGUCCUUUGAAGAUGGUGACUGUCAUAGUUUCCCUUUUAAUAUUUAACUAUAUUAUUAUUUUAAUACUACAGUAUCUGACAGCUAAUUAUUUCAUCUGAAAUUUUACAGAAGAUUAUUAUCAAUCGUCUCUACAAUUGUUCAUGAACCAAUUUUGUCUUAAAUAAUCAGUAAUUUUGAAGCAAGUAAUUAAUUAUAUCCACAAAGUGCUGCACAACCAUGUGGAACCAAAUUGUUUUCCCUCACUCCUUCAUGGUCAUGUUUCCCCAUACAUGUUUGAAUUAAACUUUUCUCCAGUUUUAAAAUUUUAUUUAAGAGCUUUCUAAUUGGGAAAUGUCAUUCCUCAUGCAACAACUGCAUGUUAUAUUGCACUGUAAACCAGUGUGUUUUUCUUGCACAUUGAAUCCUUUUACUUGUCCAUGCACAUCAUAAUUACUCAGAACAGCCAGCUUCCCAGAAGCCCAAAGCAAAGCUUUACUCUGCUGCCAACUGCACCCAGUCCUGUUCCACUCCAGUGUUUCCGAUAGGAUCAGCAGUUUCAACAAGAAAUCUCAGCAGAUUAAAUGCACAGUUAACUCUACUCACAUGAGCAGCAUAUACCAGCUGUGGAGGAGAGGCAUUGGAGCUGAGUGCCUUGUGUAUUCAGCAGUCACAAUGUCCUCAGAUGUCUGGGCUGAGGAUGAUGAAGUUAUGCAGUGGAGUGCUUUAUGACUGGUUCAGUGCAAGGUAUUGGGCCCAAAACAUUUUCACGGACUCACUGAGCAAAAUCUAGACAAAGGUUCAGGAAAGCUACUGUAUAAAACAUUUGGUCAAGCACCUCUUUCACAAAACUCCACUGACCAGUGUUCAAAUGGAAUGAUUCUUCCAAUAUCAGAGGAUCUGAAACAAUAUAUGUUGUGUUAUUUCUGUGAAUAACUGGAUGUACAUACUGAUUACUGCUGUGUAUAUAAUGUAAUUUGUCCCUGGCUAUGCUAUAUGUCAGGUCACAAAAGGUGAAAGGAUACUUGAUGGAGAAUUGUAUUAUAGCUCUAUUUUUUACUGCGAAUCGUUGAAUUGUCAGUGAUUAAAAUGAUCAUUUCAUCAUAUUUAAAU